CGCAGAAGCCUGCCUGCCUGCCUGCCUCUCUCCUUCCAUGACGAAGCUGCUGAAACUGACGCGAUUAAGCAUUCCAAUUCUUCAAACCAUUUCCCCAGUCUCUUUCGGAAUUUCAAAACACCGAAACGAAGAAAGAAAGCAGCAAAGUCUCUCCUCUCUCCUUUUCCUCUCCUUCACUUUUAUUCAAAAGCCUUUUAAACCCUUCUCUUCUUCUCUUCUGAAAGAGGAGACCAGUCGCACCACCACCUUCAACUCCCUCUCUCUCUCUCUCUCUCUCUCUUCUUUCUCUCUCUAGAAGCUCCUCGUCUGGCCGAUCACGCGGCUGCCGUGUGAGCUGCCCUGCCCUGCCCUCCCCUCUGAGUCUGUCUACCAUCAGGAGUACACAGAGCUCUGCGUCUGUCUCCUCUGAGUCUGCUCUUCCGAUUCCCGAGAUGUCGACCAUGGAGAGCCUGAUCGGCCUGGUCAACCGCAUCCAGAGAGCCUGCACGAUGCUCGGUGACUACGGCGGCGGUGACAACGCUUUCUCCUCCCUCUGGGAGGCUCUCCCUACUGUUGCUGUCGUCGGUGGACAGAGUUCAGGGAAAUCUUCGGUGUUGGAGAGCAUUGUAGGAAGAGACUUUCUUCCCAGAGGAUCCGGUAUUGUUACGAGGAGGCCGUUGGUUCUACAGCUUCACAAGACCGGUGAUGGAUCCAAGGAAUAUGCCGAGUUUCUGCACCUGCCCAGAAGAAAAUUCACUGAUUUUUCUCUUGUUCGUCAGGAAAUUCAGGAUGAAACUGAUAGGAUGACUGGGAAAACAAAGCAGAUAUCUCCUGUUCCUAUUCAUUUGAGCAUCUACUCUCCCAACGUUGUCAACUUAACCCUGAUUGAUUUGCCUGGUUUGACAAAAGUUGCUAUCGAUGGACAACCUGAAAGCAUUGUUCAGGACAUUGAAAUGAUGGUCAGAUCUUAUGUUGAGAAGCCCAACUCAAUCAUCUUGGCUAUUUCUCCUGCAAAUCAAGAUAUUGCCACUUCGGAUGCUAUUAAGCUGGCAAGGGAGGUUGACCCAACUGGUGAAAGGACAUUCGGGGUGUUGACGAAGCUAGAUUUGAUGGACAAAGGAACUGAUGCACUAGAUGUUCUUGAAGGUAGAUCUUAUCGUCUGCAACAACCGUGGGUGGGGAUUGUGAAUCGGUCACAGGCUGAUAUAAAUAAGAACAUUGACAUGAUCGUUGCACGGCGCAAAGAGCGGGAGUAUUUUGCAACCAGCCCUGAUUAUGCACAUUUGGCAAGUAAAAUGGGCUCCGAGUAUCUUGCGAAACUUCUAUCGAAGCAUUUAGAGUCCGUUAUCAGGGCUCAGAUACCAAGUAUUACUUCCAUGAUCAAUAAAAGCAUUGAUGAACUUGAAUCAGAGAUGGAUCAUCUUGGCAGGCCUAUUGGUGUUGAUGCAGGGGCUCAACUGUACACUAUCUUGGAACUCUGCCGUGCAUUUGACAAGAUUUUUAAGGAACACUUGGAUGGAGGGAGACCAGGAGGUGAUCGAGUUUAUGGAGUCUUUGACAAUCAGCUGCCUGCUGCUUUCCGGAAGCUUCCUUUGGAUCGUCACCUCUCUCUACACAAUGUAAGGAAGAUAGUAUCAGAGGCUGAUGGCUAUCAGCCCCAUCUUAUUGCCCCCGAGCAAGGUUAUAGACGAUUGAUUGAGGGAUCACUGAAGUAUUUUAAGGGCCCAGCGGAAGCUACUGUUGAUGCGGUGCACUUUGUCUUGAAAGAACUGGUGCGGAAGUCAAUCAGCGAGACGCAGACUCGUGCAAGUAUUUUUAUACAGGAACUGAGGCGGUUCCCUACUCUGCAAGCUGAGAUUGCUGCUGCUUCCAAUGAAGCCUUGGAGAGGUUCCGAGAGGAAAGUAGGAAGACAGUGCUUCGGUUGGUGGACAUGGAAUCCUCCUAUUUGACAGUGGAAUUCUUUAGGAAGCUUCCACAGGAAGUAGAAAGAUUGGGGAACCCUGGAGAAAGAAGUGGAACCCCGGGAGAAAGGGGUGGAAAUCCGGGAGAAAGGGGUGGAAACCCAGGAGAAAGGGGAAGGGGAGGAAACCUGGCGGAAAGAAGUGUGAGCACUGCUGCCCCAAAUGUGGAUCGCUACUCAGAGGGACAUUUUAGAAGGAUAGGAUCAAAUGUGUCUUCUUAUGUGGGGAUGGUGUCUGAUACGCUCAAGAACACGAUUCCGAAGGCCGUGGUUUACUGCCAAGUUAGAGAGGCUAAGAUGUCGCUGCUUAACUUCUUCUAUGCACAGCUCGGGAAGAAAGAGGGUAAGCAGUUAGGGCUAAUGUUGGACGAGGACCCAGCACUCAUGGAGAGGAGGCAACAGUGUGCGAAGAGGCUGGAAUUGUACAAGGCUGCAAGGGAUGAGAUCGAUUCAGUUUCAUGGGCUCGAUAAAGUUUCAGUUUGCACUGAUCAUUAGUCUCCACCACUCGGUUCGUAUAGAUAUUGGAGGAUGUAAUAUUGUUUGUAGCCCUGCAGUAGAUAUUUUCAUUUUUUUUUUCUCCUCAGGGAUCCGAUUCUUAUGAAUUCUUUUACAGUGGCGUUUGGUGCAUUGCCAAAUAACAUUGCUAGCAAUCUUGAUUACCACCAACAUAUAGAUUGCUCUCAAUUAAAUUACCGGUAUUGUGAAAUGACAAUGUUUGGCAUAUAA
Molecule: messenger RNA, 2667 nt
Organism: Punica granatum (pomegranate)
Lineage: Eukaryota; Viridiplantae; Streptophyta; Magnoliopsida; Myrtales; Lythraceae
Source: RefSeq, a predicted model, not a curated record